AUGUCCAACUCUGUUCCCGAUCUCGACGCUGUCGGGAUCAAGGCAGAUCCUGAGCUAGCCGACCAAUUUCGCCGUGAAGUCGCGACUCUCCUCGGCCGCAACAACCUCAACUUUCCCGGCGCACAGCCCGUCAGUUUCUCCAGCAAGCAUCUCCUCGAGCUCCAACGGCAAGACUACUAUGUCUGCGAGAAAACAGAUGGCAUCCGCUGUCUGAUGUACUUUGCCCGUGGCGACCCAGACUCAGAGACACCCGAAAUCCACUACCUAAUUGACCGCAAGAACGACUACCGCUACGUGCCGGGCUUGCAUUUCCCGCUCCCCAAUGAUGAAAGUUUCCAGUCUUACCACGUCGACACCCUGGUUGACGGCGAGUUGGUGAAUGAUACAUAUGAAGAUGGAACGCAACAGCUCAAAUAUCUCGUUUUCGACUGUCUGGUUCUGGACGGACAGAGCCUGAUGCAUCGCACGCUGGAUAAGCGACUUGCGUAUUUCAAGGAGAAGGUCCUCAAGCCAUAUAAUGCUCUCUACCACCGCUUUCCCGAGGAGAAAAAACAUCGCGUCUUCGCGGUCGAAGACAAAUCUACCCAGUUCAGCUACGGUAUCGAGAUGAUGUUCCGAGAGAUCAUUCCCAAGGUCAAGAAAAUUCACGGUAAUGACGGUCUCAUCUUUACCUGUCGCAGUACACCCUACCGCAUCGGGACGGACGAACACAUUCUCAAAUGGAAGCCUCCGGCCGAGAAUACUAUUGAUUUCCGCAUGCGCUUGGAGUUUCCUGUCCUGGAACCUGACACAGAUGACGAGGCUGAUGGCAUUUCCGAGCCGUAUACGGAUUACGAUGCUAUGCCUAUCUUUCAUCUAUUUGCGAUGCUUAAUUCCAACGAGUACCGGCACUUCGCGGAGAUGUUUGUCACCCCAUCCGAAUGGGAAGAGCUUAAGACUCUGGGGCUGCCCCUCGAUGAUACCAUCGUUGAAUGUUUUAAGGAUGAGCACAAUCGCUGGCGCUAUCAUCGUCUCCGAGACGAUAAGGCUGACGCGAAUCAUAUCUCUACCGUUGAGAAGGUCCUUGAGAGCAUCCAGGACCGUGUGACGGAGGAAGAUCUCAUCCAGGCUGCGCCGGCGAUCAAGGCAGCAUGGAAGAAGCGCCAGGCUCAGAUGUCCUCGGAGGACGAAGAGCGGAAACGAAGGGCAAGACAGGCUCCGCCACAUGCAAACGGAAACGGAGUAAAAAGGAAGUUCGAGGAUUCAUAG
Aspergillus bombycis is the source of this 1248-nucleotide messenger RNA. Its product is annotated as mRNA guanylyltransferase. Lineage: Eukaryota; Fungi; Ascomycota; Eurotiomycetes; Eurotiales; Aspergillaceae. Bases 1 to 1248 code for a protein of 415 amino acids. The transcript has a single exon. Gene Ontology annotation, cellular component: mRNA capping enzyme complex. Gene Ontology annotation, molecular function: mRNA guanylyltransferase activity; ATP binding. Gene Ontology annotation, biological process: 7-methylguanosine mRNA capping. The record is from RefSeq and is a predicted model, not a curated record.